Morchella sextelata is the source of this 195-nucleotide messenger RNA. RefSeq lists its product as uncharacterized. The transcript has 2 exons. Bases 1 to 195 code for a protein of 64 amino acids. The record is from RefSeq and is a predicted model, not a curated record. Lineage: Eukaryota; Fungi; Ascomycota; Pezizomycetes; Pezizales; Morchellaceae.
AUGCCGCCCGCAAAAGCUCCCCAGCCUAUCUUCGUUGCAUCCACCGGUUCCAAAUCCACCAAGGACGUUUCUCAAAAGGGAGACGAAGUCUCCGCACGCCCUAUCGAGCCUCCGACACCAAAGUCCAGUGUGAUGCUAGAGAGAUAUCUUCAGCAAGAUUCAGGCGAUGAUCCUAUUGUUGUGUUCAGGGGAUAG